UCUCGGGACAGGGAGUGCAAGCUGGGUUCUCAGCUGGUCGUCAGAGGCUCAGCAGCGAGCGGAGGGCAGCAGCAGCCCUCACUGUUUUCCUGUGUUUCAGAGAGGUUUGAUCACCACUGCCCCUGGGUGGGCAACUGCGUGGGGAAGCGCAACUACCGCUACUUCUACGCCUUCAUCCUCUCCCUCUCCUUCCUGACAGCCUUCAUCUUCGCGUGCGUCGUCACCCACCUCACCCUGCGCUCUCAGAGAGAUGGAUUCCUCACCACUCUGAAGACAACACCUGCAAGUGUGCUGGAGCUGGUGAUUUGUUUUUUCUCAGUCUGGUCUAUUUUGGGCCUCUCAGGUUUUCACACUUACUUAGUUGCCUCGAACCUGACCACGAAUGAAGACAUCAAAGGGUCCUGGUCAAAUAAGAGAGGCUCAGAGUUUGCCAAUCCUUACAGCCAUAAAAGCAUCCUCACAAACUGCUGCGCGGUGCUGUGCGGACCAUUCCAUCCCAGUUUGAUAGACAGAAGAGGGUUCAUCCAGCCGGAUGUGGGGACGCCAGCCAGUCCAAAGAGCGAAAUCCCGUCCUUUGGAGCCAAACCUGACACCAGCAUGGUAGGAGGUGGUGCUGGGGUGUAGCCCAGUGCCCGCCAUGCCUGCACCUAUCUCCAGCAGUACCUUCCCUUCUCACCAUCUCCCUGGCCUCAGGCAGGACAGCUUUGUGAUGCAGAUCUGCCAAAGACUCGGUCGAGCCAUACGUUGCCUUUUUUUAUUAUUAUUAUUAUUUAUUUAUUAUUUUUGUUUCUUCCUUUCACUGUGAUGUGACCUGCCUGGACUUCUGACUGAUGCAGCACCCCGGGGCUGCCUGGUGCCAGGAAGCGGGGAUCCCUCCUGCACCUGGGAAGCAAAACGGGUCCGGGGAGAGCCCUGAGCCUGGAGCAUCACUCCGGGGAGUGGCUGCGUGCCCUGUGUGGGGCAGUGAGGAGCUGAGAAUGGGGCGUGGGCUGGCAGAGGGAUCCUGCUUGGAGCUAUGCUGCUGAGCCUUGUCUGCUAGGCUGGUGCAGGUGGAAGCUCCCUGGUGCCCCUGCUGUAUCCACGAACGCUUUUUGCUCCUCCGUGCCAAUGCAGAGGGGUUGUGUGUCUUAGCGGCCAGGUAUUCAGCUUGACCUGCUGCCAGAGUGGCUUUUCUUUUCCAGCAGCUGCUGUGCCUUGCUGAGUUGUGGUUGUGCAGCCAUGGGAGCUGGCUGGGUGUCCUGCCUGCUGCUGGUGCUGUAUUCUGUCUGCUCACCGGGGGAGUGCUGGGGAGAUCUUUGCAUGCUGCCUCUGGCAUUAAGACAAAGCUUUGCAGCAAGGGCACAAGUUAGGAGAACCCUCAUAGUGAGGAAGAAGAAACGCAUACACCAUCCUGCAACUCUCCUUGUGAGAGGCUCCAGCUGUGAGAUUUGAGAUCCUUAAUUUGCCAGGGAAGCCUGCCUGCAUCCAACCUGUAAGAGAAUGGAAGGCUGCAGGAAAGUGGUGACUUCCCAAGGGCUGUGCCUGUCCCAGGUGGUUACACAGAGAGAGCAGCAAGUGGGUUCUGGAUCUCUGACAGCCUCACAUCAUGCUCUCGCUUUGGGUUUUGGCCAGCAGAGAACUCAGGGUGAUCCCCUGUGUGCCUUGGUGCAUCGUUCCCAGCCAUGGAGAUGUGGGUGAGCCGGGUUGGACUCCCAGCUCUGCAGGUUGCUGACAGGAGCAGUAGAGGGAGACUCACAGGCCUUGUUAGCAAUACUUGAAUCGUGUUACUAAAAGCUGCUGGAUAAUUUUGCACAAUUUGUAGAUUUAUUUUCUAUGUAAUGUUUUUAUAUUUGAUGUAGAUAGCGUUGUGCAUGUUAGGACCAGGGCGGAGCCUUGCAGGGCUUUGUGUCAAGCUGCCUGGUUGGGUUUCCUGGGAGUUUCAGGCAGGGGUUUCAGCCUGGGGCAGGGGGCAGCCUGUCCUGCUGUUAGCCAGAGCUGUGCUGUAUGCAGCAGGUGACUGAGUCAGCCCACAUGGAGGGCUGCCAGCUUGCCAUGGCCACCAGCUUGCCUUCCCCUCUGCAAAAAGCCCGGCUCGCCCCAGGGGCCCAGGUGAGAGCGUGGCAGCUGCUCCAUUUCUGCUGCAUCCCAGCAGAUGGCCCUCACUGAGCGCAAUGGGAGCAGUGUGGCUCCGUGCCAUCCCAUGGGCUGUGUGCUUCAGCCUGGAAGCCUAAAAGCCACCUUGGCAUCCAGAGAGGCUGCUGUGCCCCUACGUCCCCACUGCUGCACAGCUGUCCCAGGGGUUUGUCCCUGCCAGCAAGGGCUGAGGAGGAGGACCUGGGGCCAGGAGAGUGGUGUGCAGGGCAUCAGCAGGGCCCAGGUUCCUUCCUGUUCUUUUUGAAACCGGUUUCCUUGAUUACUCGUUGUAAUAAAAUUAUAUUUUUAAAGAGUUAA
Messenger RNA from Meleagris gallopavo (turkey), 2430 nucleotides. The record is from RefSeq and is a predicted model, not a curated record. Lineage: Eukaryota; Metazoa; Chordata; Aves; Galliformes; Phasianidae.